UUAAUUGGUAUGAAUUUUAAUAAAUAAAAAAAAUAAAAAUUUUAAUCGGCGCUAACAACACAGAUAGAGCUCAAAUCAACUAGAAUUUUAAUACCUAAAAAAAGAAUUUUAAUAGGGUUGAAUUUUGCAGGUGAUUUACUUAAUUUGCUGAGUGAGACAGAGUAAAUUUAUGACUAUAUUACUUUGUUGGGUACAUAUCAAUCUCAUUUUUCAUAGAAACUGGCUUUAUAUAUAGAUUAUCUUCUAUAGAUUAGUCUUUCACAUUUAAUUAAAUCUCAUUUAUGACUUUGAUUCUCAGUUCAUUCGCCUCUGAUUUUAUAGGUGCUUUGCUCGUGUAGCAUAUAUAUAUAUAUAUAUAUAUAUAGCAUCUCUAUAUUCCUCUGCAGGGAACCAAGCAGGCAAUCCAAUCACUCGCAUCAACUUGUUCUUCAAAAACAUACGACGAAAGUCAUGGACGAGAAGUCUGUCCAUCCUUUCCCUGACGAUGAUGGUGCAGCUGAAAUUUCAAAGACACUAAGAGACGUUCCUCCAAGUGAUUACCUAUUUGAAAUCAAAUCGUUCUCAUUGCUUUCCAAGGCCGAAGAGAAAAGAUUUGAAUCGAGGGACUUUGAAUCAUGUGGUUACAAAUGGAAAUUAUGUCUAUACCCUAAUGGAGAUGAGAAACGAAAUGGGAAAGAUCACAUCUCUCUCUACUUAGCAAUAUCAGCGACAGAUACGUUACCUCUUAAUUGGGAGGUUAAUGUCAAAUUCGACUUUUUGGUGUACGAUCGUAACCUAGACAAGUACCGGACCAUCCAAAAUGCUGAUGGGAGAGUAAGACGUUUCCACAGGUUUAAGACUGAGUUUGGUUUCGCCAAAUUACUUUCCCUCGACACUUUCAAAGAUGCUUCUAAAGGAUACCUCAUUGAUGACUCCUGUAUGUUUGGAGUCGAGGUUUAUGUCAUUAAACCUACUGGCAGAGGAGAGUGUCUUUCUUUGAAGGAGGAAACUUAUGACAAUAGUUACUCUUGGGAGAUCAAAAAAAUUGCAGAAAUAAAAGAGGAGCGUUUGUUCUCUGAACCUUUCACCAUUGGAGAGCACAAAUGGAAGAUACUUGUUUAUCCCAAAGGAAGUGGCAGUAAAAAGGGAAAAAGCUUAUCUGUCUUUCUAUGGUUAGAUAAUUGCGAAUCCCUUCCAACCAAGCGAAAAUUGUAUGUGGAAUUUAGCCUCUUGGUAAAAGACCAAGUCAAUGGCAAACACUGCGAAAAGAAAGGUAAUUAUUGGUUGUGUGACCAAAACAACUGCUGCGGUUAUGAUCUAAUUUCUCUUCAUGAUUUGUAUGAUGAAUCGAAGGGCUUCAUAGUACGAGAGAAUCUGGUUGUUGAAGUGCAAAUUCACGUGAUUUCUGAUGUGAAAGAGUUCUCCUCGAAAAUGUCUGAUGCAUAGGUCAUGCUCUGAAAGCCAAUGUUGUUCCAUUUUUUGUUGAGUAACUUGCUAGUAACCAUUUUCAAGUGAUUGGAACCUCAUUUGCUAGAUACUCUAUUUAAGUUUUGCAUUUGGUAUUUGAAUGAUAUGGUUGGGCAAAAAUUUAUUAUGUUUUACUUUUUUAAUGUAAAUGUAAUUAAUAAUUCUAGAACAGAGAAAAAGCCACUCAUUGAAGGAAA
Ilex paraguariensis (yerba mate) is the source of this 1643-nucleotide messenger RNA. NCBI's taxonomy places the organism in Eukaryota, Viridiplantae, Streptophyta, Magnoliopsida, Aquifoliales, Aquifoliaceae. The record is from the annotation of a GenBank genome assembly.